Molecule: messenger RNA, 1305 nt
Organism: Cylindrotheca closterium
Lineage: Eukaryota; Bacillariophyta; Bacillariophyceae; Bacillariales; Bacillariaceae
Source: the annotation of a GenBank genome assembly
AUGGCCAAAAAGAACAAAAAGAGCAAGCAGUCUAGUACCAACAAGAAGAAGCAGCCAAAGGAGGCUGUGGUGGAAGAAAAGGUGACACUUGAAGCCAUUGCGGCCAUGUCAGAUUCGGACGACGAGGAUGUUCCAGAGAGUCAAUGGAAUGCCAAGGCCAAGGGUCUCGCUUCAGCUAUCAAGUCCGGUAAAUUCGAUGAUUUGUUGAAACAAAUGAAAGAAAGUGCUAAUGACGAUGACGACGGAGAUGAAAUGGAAGAAGCUACCUUGGAUUCGUCUAGUGCCGAGGAUGAAGAGGUCGAGGAGGAAGUAGAGGAAGUAGAGGAGGAGGAAGAAGUUGAAGAACCCAAAGCAUCCAAAUCUGCAAAGAAGUCUCCCCAAAAAGCAAGCGACGACAACGAGGAAGAAGUAGAGGACAAAGAUGAAGAGGAGGUGGAUGACGAUGAAAAAGAAGAAGGAGAUCAAAGGGAGGAGGAAGACAGCGACGAGGAAAGUUCUGAAGAGGAAGAUAAGGUUGGAAAUGCUAAAAUCAAGCAGCUUCGGGCGAACAAUGUCAAGAAUUCCAAGGCCUUGUCCGUCGUUACUGCAGAACUUGUUGCAGCCCACGCCAAACUGCCUUGGGCCGAACGCUUAGAUAUCAUUCCUGAAACUCCACUUCCUUUUGGUGAGCAUGGAGAUGCCGAUGCUAAUCCACUCGAUGUCCACGAUGAUUUGAAGCGAGAGGUUGCCUUUUACAAAAUGGCCCUGGAGGGUGUCAACGAGGCAAGAAAACAAUGCAAAAAGGCAAACGUACCUUUUUCCAGACCAGAAGAUUUUUUUGCCGAGAUGGUCAAGACGGAUGAUCACAUGGCGAAGGUCAAGGAUCGUCUGAUAUUUGAAAACAAAAAGAUGGAAGCUGUUGCCCAACGUAAGACCAACCGCGAACAAAAGUUGCGUGCCAAAGAGUCCCAUGCCAACAAGCUGGCCGAAAAGUCCCGCCGCAAGAAGGAGCACUUUCAACAAGUGGAAGAAUGGGCCACCUCUGUUGCCAAGAAUCGUGGAAGUGCUCUGCAAGACGAUGCAGACGAUAUGUAUUUGAAUCGUGGUGGACCCAGCAAGAAGAGACAAAAUGCUGACCGCAAGUUUGGUCAUGGUGGAAAGAGAGGUCGCUUCAAGCAAAAUGAUCCUGCCAGUAAGAAUGACUUUUCCGGAUACAAUCCACGAGGUAACUUCCCCGGUGGUAUGAAGAGAACCGCCAACAACAAGGGUGGUGCAGAUCGACAGGGAAAGAGAGCACGUGACGCAAGCCGAAGUCGCCGUACUUAA